CCCGUUACCCCAAAUCACAGAACCCUAGCACCCAAAGCAAUUGAAUCGUCACAGAGGAGGUCGCGAAGAUGGGGAAGAAACAGCACAGCAAAGAUCGAAUGUUCAUAACGAAGACGGAAUGGGCUACCGAGUGGGGCGGCGCUAAAUCCAAAGAGAAUCGUACCCCUUUCAAACGCCUUCCCUUCUAUUGCUGCGCUCUUACAUUCACACCCUUUGAGUUGCCUGUAUGCACGAAGGAUGGAAGCGUCUUCGAUUUAAUGAAUAUAGUUCCUUAUAUUAGGAAGUAUGGGAAGCAUCCUGUUACUGGGGCUCCAUUGAAGCAAGAGGAUCUUAUCAAUCUAACUUUCCAUAAGAAUUCUGAAGGAGAGUAUCAUUGCCCUGUUCUGAACAAAGUUUUUACUGAGUACACACACAUAGUUGCUGUGAAGACUACAGGAAACGUGUUCUGUUAUGAGGCAAUUAAAGAAUUAAAUAUCAAGACUAAGAACUGGAAAGAGCUUCUUACAGAUGAACCUUUCACUAGGGAAGAUAUAAUUACAAUUCAGAAUCCUAAUGCACUAGAAAGUAAGGUUACCUUGGAUUUUGAUCAUGUCAAAAAUAGUUUGAAGGUUGAUGAUGAAGAACUAAGAAAAAUGAGUUCAGAUCCAACUUAUAACAUAAAUGUUGCUGGAGAUAUCAAGCAGAUGCUAGCAGAGCUUGGAACAGACAAAGCGAAGCAAACUGCUCUACUUGGAGGUGGUGGGAGUAAGGCUCAAAAUGAGAGAGCUUCUGCUCUUGCUGCCAUUUUAGCUGCCAGAUCUCGCAUCAAAGAGGAUUCUAAGGCAGAUGCAAACGGAGAGAGUAAAAGUCAACCUGCAUUUAGUAUUGUGGAUGCUGCAUCUGCUUCAGUACAUGGAAGAAGUGCUGCGGCAGCAAAAGCUGCAUCAAGUGAUAAAACGGCUGCUCGGAUCGCUACGCACAUGGCUGGAGAGAGGGCACCAGUGAAUGCUAAGAUGGUGAAGAGUCGUUUUACAACUGGUGCUGCUUCACGAUCCUUUACUUCUACCAAUUAUGAUCCAGUCACCAAAAAUGAAUUUGAGUAUGUUAAAGUUGAAAAAAACCCUAAAAAGAAAGGUUAUGUUCAGCUGCAUACAACACAUGGUGAUUUGAACAUUGAGCUGCACUGUGAUAUUACUCCGAGGACGAGUGAGAAUUUCAUCACUCUUUGUGAACGUGGCUAUUACAAUGGUGUGGCUUUCCAUAGAAACAUUCGGAAUUUUAUGAUUCAAGGUGGUGAUCCAACUGGUACUGGGAGAGGAGGUGAAUCUAUAUGGGGAAAGCCUUUUAAUGAUGAACUUAACUCUAAGUUGCUUCACUCAGGAAGAGGUGUUGUUAGUAUGGCUAACAGUGGCCCUCACACAAAUGGUUCGCAGUUUUUCAUCCUAUAUAAAUCUGCAAAUCAUUUAAACUUCAAACAUACUGUCUUUGGUGGAGUUGUUGGUGGUUUGACGUCACUAUCAGCUAUGGAGAAGGUUCCUGUGGAUGACAAUGACAAACCUCUGGAGGAGAUUAAAAUAAUUAGUGUUACAGUAUUUGUAAACCCGUACUCAGAACCUGAUGAAGAGGAAGAGGAAGAGAAAGAAAAGAGCAAUGGUGAAAAGGCUACUGAGGAUGAAGAUAAUGAUAAGAUUGGGUCUUGGUAUAGCAAUCCAGGUACAGGAAUGGCAGAAGCUGGAGCAAUUGGCGGUGGUGGUGUUGGAAAGUACUUAAAGGCUAGGAACUCCCAGAGUGAGUCUGCUGCUGUUGAUACCAAUAUAACAUCAAUUUCUGUAACAAAGAAAAGGAAAAUCGCUCCCGGAGAAUUUAAAGAUUUUUCUGCUUGGUAAACCGGUGAGGCUCUUUAAUGCACCACCGUUGCCCUUUUAAACGAUACAAAAUGUGAUCUAGAGCUUGGAAGCAAGAGGUGCUCAAAUUUAGAAUUUGCAUUUCAACACUGCUCUGACCAAAACUGCGGGAACGAGAUAUUCAAUGACAGAAAAUUCAGAUU
Hibiscus syriacus is the source of this 2026-nucleotide messenger RNA. Its product is annotated as peptidyl-prolyl cis-trans isomerase CYP65. The transcript has 11 exons. The coding region runs from base 69 to 1865 and encodes 598 amino acids. The record is from RefSeq and is a predicted model, not a curated record. Gene Ontology annotation, biological process: protein polyubiquitination; protein peptidyl-prolyl isomerization; protein folding. Lineage: Eukaryota; Viridiplantae; Streptophyta; Magnoliopsida; Malvales; Malvaceae. Gene Ontology annotation, cellular component: catalytic step 2 spliceosome. Gene Ontology annotation, molecular function: peptidyl-prolyl cis-trans isomerase activity; ubiquitin-ubiquitin ligase activity.